Messenger RNA from Closterium sp. Naga37s-1, 888 nucleotides. Lineage: Eukaryota; Viridiplantae; Streptophyta; Zygnematophyceae; Desmidiales; Closteriaceae. The record is from the annotation of a GenBank genome assembly.
AUGGUGCGGAAUUCGGAGAGCCACUUUCCGCGCCUCGGAGACGGCUGGACCCUCAUCAAGGUGGAUCUUCUCAUGCAUCUCCCUGAGGCCAUCAAAAGAGGGGGCCUUCCCCGCGAGUUCUCGGCUGCGGUGUACGAGAACGCCCACAUCAAGACGUGCAAGGUCCCCUUCAGGGCGUCCAACCGCAGGCAGCAUGCGAUGGCUAUCGCGCGUCACAACGCGACUGCAGCGCAGCUCACCCGUCUGCCAAGCAGCAUCGAGCCCGCCAGGCGCUACGAUACCGCAAUGCAGCGGGCUAUUGCGUUUGGCAGACCCCAGCUCAACAGGGCCAGGGCACGCAUGCUGGGGAGAAGCAACUCCCCUGCUGGUCCGAUGGACCUGUACAGUGCCUACAACGCAGCCAUCGAAGAUGGCAUCGGGCCAUAUGCCUUUGUGAUGCGCCAGCAUGGCCUGGUGCCGUUCCCGGCGUGGGUUCACACGGCGCUGGCUCUCCCUCCCCGUGAGCUCGACCACAGCAUCAUCAAGCCGCACUAUGUGCAUGCAGUGCUGGUCCUGCAUGGCGAGGCGGUGUUCUCAUUCGUCGAGUUCAAGGAUGAACAAGGGGAGACCCUGCACGGUCGCGUCCAUCUCCUCCUGUCCGUGGCGUCCGCGUGCGCCGACGAGGACGAUGAGGACUGUGCGGUGGCCUUUGUUCGGCGCUGGAUCCCGCAGGCCAUCAACGAAGGCACGGGCUGCAUGGUCAUGCACCCUGCAGUGUUCGACAACGGGUACCACGUGGUGCCCAUCGAUGCAAUUCAGAAGACCGUGCACAUCGUGCAAUCUUUUGAGCACCCCACUCGCUGGUUUCUGAACAAGUGGGCGGGCUGCUGCCGCGAGGAGCCCCGCUGA